This is a messenger RNA of Exaiptasia diaphana, 1437 nucleotides long. RefSeq lists its product as uncharacterized. Gene Ontology annotation, molecular function: hyaluronic acid binding; transmembrane signaling receptor activity. Gene Ontology annotation, biological process: cell adhesion. NCBI's taxonomy places the organism in Eukaryota, Metazoa, Cnidaria, Anthozoa, Actiniaria, Aiptasiidae. The record is from RefSeq and is a predicted model, not a curated record. The transcript is spliced from 6 exons. The coding region runs from base 226 to 1428 and encodes 400 amino acids. Gene Ontology annotation, cellular component: plasma membrane.
CUACUAUUUUUACAUGUCGAUAAUAAAAACGCCCCCUAUUCAUUUUCAAUAGGGGUCUGAGAUCCGGAGCUAAUACAGACAUAACCAGCCAAASACGCUGAUCUCUACAUUGUUCAAGGCUAGAUUUUGUUAUCGUUUUGAUUUCUAAAUCUGAUCUUCGAAUCAACUUUAUUUGAAACCGUAUAAAACCGGCUUAACAAACUUGGGAAUACUGGAGAUAUACUGAUGGCAAUGAGGGGGCAACGUUUGAAUGACUACAUAAAACUGGCCUUGGUUUUCAGUUUUGCUGUGUGCUGUGAAUCAGUGAAYAUACUYUCAAAAGACAAUCUACAUUUCAAGUUUAUCAACUUUUUCCAUAAGCCUGGCUUAGCUCUAAUCGAUAGUUUAGUGGCCAAUGUCAAUGUUACAGAUCUUACAUCUUGUCAGAUUCACUGCGUCGACCACAAGGACUGUUUGUCUAUCAACUUUGGCAACAAGACAAACCACAACGAUUUCGUCUGUGAGCUGAACAAUUCGACAAGUCUAGCGAAGCCGGAUAAAGUUAGAAGACGAAAAGGAUUUGAGUUUUAUGGACCAGCUGAUCCCUGUUUCUCCAAUCCUUGUUUGAAUGGUGGUACUUGCAUAUCGAAUACCUCUGACAACACGUACCGAUGUAACUGUGGACUAGCAAUCCCAACGUUACCUUAUCUUAAUGACAACUGUGCAAUCGGCAAAACAAUUUCCCGCCGGUUUCAAGUCUACAAGAAUGUCUUUAUUCAAAUAAUAAACAAAACCUACUCGCUUAACUAUUAUGAAGCCCAAAGGGUGUGUGAAAUAUUUGGGGCUCGUUUAGCCAAUUUAAAUCAACUUACAGCUGCGUGGAAAACGGGUUAUGACAAAUGCAGUUAUGGUUGGCUCAUUGAUGGUACAUUGAGAUAUCCUAUUUUUUAUCAACGUUAUACGAUGGGAUGUGGUGGACUUGGACCUCCCAGCAUCGUUGGUAGCUCUGCUCCAAGAAACAAAGACCAUGAUAAGUCGUGUGCAUACUGCCACAGGGAUACCGAUCAAUGUAAUGAAGAAAACUGGCAUCAAAACGACUUAAAAUGUUUUAAGUUUUUCCUGGACACCAAGGCUUCCUGGGAUGAUGCAUCUCGCACAUGCGCACAAGAAGGAGGUAAUCUUGGUGUGUUCGGAAGAAAGGGAGGACUGCACUUUGUGACGGACUUUGUUCAAAGUCGAAAUAAGUCCAACGAACAAAUCAUGGUUGGUCUUCGACAGGAUGAAUCAAGGGGAUGGAAAUGGGUCGAUGGGACGUCUGUUGCCUCCUCCCUUUGGAAUCUAACCGCUCCUAAUGGAACAAUAGGAACCAUCAAUUUGCGAUUGAUAUCACUAGACAACGUACCUGACACACAACUGUUACCAUUCGUUUGCGAAAAGGACCUCCCUUAAAAUCUACAG